This is a messenger RNA of Caenorhabditis sp. 36 PRJEB53466, 2798 nucleotides long. Lineage: Eukaryota; Metazoa; Nematoda; Chromadorea; Rhabditida; Rhabditidae. The record is from the annotation of a GenBank genome assembly.
AUGUCCGUAGUCUGUCCCGGAUACUAUUUCUUUCCGAUUUUGGCCGGCUACAACACGGGCACACUUUUCGGCCGCUUCUUCCGAAGUCACAUCUACAUGACCGUCUGGACGUUCUUUCUGAGCUCCGAACUUCCGGCUAUCACCUGGUGCUUCAUCUACAGACACAACGCCGCAGUCGACAUGGGAUCGGUAAAGAAAAGACGAUCAAAAGUAUGAACACACUGUCAGUUUGGGAUUUGCAGAGACGAACGCGAAAGAGGCCGUUCAAAAAAUCGAUAUUCGUCCUCGUCCAGUCGUUUCCGUUUCUAUCCUCCUUUUCGCUGUACAUGUCGGAAAUUACACCAGAGCAAGCGGUCAGCUACAUGCAAAAGGUAUCUUACAUACAUUUUACUAUAUAAUACAUACAAAACAAUGUCUUCUUUCAGAACUAUCCACAAUGUGUCUAUUGGCUCGACAGUCCGUUGUUCACAGUUUACGAUUACAAUUCGAACGCGUGGAUUGCAGUGUGUGGAGUCGGAUCUUUGAUCGUUCUUUGUAUUUACAUAAUGUCAGAUCGACUAAAGGGUACAAGACAGCGAAUUUUGAUUUUUCUUCAGACUCGGUGGAAUACUGGGUGUCCAUACAAUGAUGAUUCUUCAAAAGUUGCAGAAGAACAUGUCCGUGAAAACGUACCGAAUGCACCGGAACGCCCUGGUCAGCCUCUCGCUCCAAGUCGUCAUUCCUUCAGUUUUUCUCAUAUGCCCCCUUUACGUGUGUCUAUGGGUUGUGUUGUUCAAUCUGAUCGAAUAUCAGUCGUUUGCUUCGAACAUGACCGUCAUGAUCGGAUGCCAUUCGGUUUGCUCCUCGAUUGUCAUGAUUUCAACCAAUCCACGAUAUCGCGCACUUAUCCGCGACUAUUUUUGUGGGUUAGUGUGGAAAGAUACACAAAUGAUUGUUCAGAUAUUAUUGUUCAGAAGGCGAAGAGUGGUCCGUCGAGGAACCGUGGAUCCUGUUUCGAGCAUGCCAAAGAGCAGUUUCACUUUGACUUGAUAUGGAUAGGGGGCGCAACAAAGGGGGCGUGGCCUGCCUAAUUUUCUCCCAAGUUUCGCGCGCGCAUGUUUGAGGCCAUGUACCGAGGUCCACAAAUGAAGUACCAUACUUAAAAUGAUUUACUUUAUGUAAUCGACCGUGCUGAAUCCAAUGAACAACUCAGUUUCCCGUGAAAACGCACCGUUUUUCUAAAAACCGGCGAAAACGAAAAUGGAACUCAGUCUGAGAGCUCGUGUGGCCGGAGUUUGUGCAACACGCGGCUAAUUUUUAGUUAACUUACAGUUUAAGUGAUGGGGAAUCCGUUUUUGAAAUAAAAAUCAGAUUUCGUCUUCUCCGUUUUUUUUUACAGGCCCUCAAACUGGCACAAAAAGUUGUGAAAAAAUUUCAGCGAUGACCAUACUUUUUUAUUUUUGGAAUCUAUAGAUAAACUCUCUGAGAACUCAAAUAUAAAUUUUCAGAGCCCUAGACCCCCUGUGAGCACUUUUGUGUUCAUUUGAGUGGAGCCGGUUUCGCCGAAAUUUCAGUUUUCGGGGGAUUUAGCCGUCACAGGUACCUGACACGCGGCUAAUUUUUACAAAAUCGGAUUCAGCAUCCAAUUUCCGAUCGAUUCAUGCUAAAAUUUUCAAUUUUCUAAUUCUCCGUUUUUUUUAAGUGACUUUAAACAGUUACAGUUUUGGAUUUGUGUGUGCAAAACCACCGAUGUCACACCUGGAAGGGGGCCGCGCAAACCGACGUUCUCAAUGCCAUUGGUGGUCGGCGCGCCCCCGCCCGUUUGGCGCAGUGGCAGAGUGCUCACUCGGCAGUCUGGAGGUGUCGGGUUCGAAACUUUUGACCUUGAAAGAUGUUUUGCUCUUUUAGAACAUAAUUUUUCUUCAAUUUAUAUGUUGCCUCUUUGGUUUCAGCCUCCAAACAGAGGCGAAAAACGCGUGCGGCGGACUUGCAUUAGAGACUCCGCCCCCUCCUCGGCCGCCGACCGGGGAGAAAACAGACCAACUUUGAAGGGGUGUAACUCGGGAUGUACCGAAAAUUUUGGAGAAAAAAAUUGGGAGCGUACUCAUAUAGAGUAGGGGAACACAUUCCAACAAAAAUUUUAUGAAAAUUCGGAGUUUCGUGAAACCCGUUGCGGUCCCUAGAUAUGGAAUCGAAUCAAGAGUUCAUAGUAUUGGCGGCCUACAAAUAUAGCUUGCCACCUGGCUAUAUACUUCCGUGUACCUCGUUUCAUUUCCUUUUUUAGUAUUUAAAGUUCUAGGAACAUGACAUAAAUGUGUAAUUAUGCAGCACACUUUUCCCAGUAUUCCAAUAAUUGCAUGUUUGUUCUCUAGCCACUUUGGCCCUUCAUUGUACCGAUGCCUUCAGUGCGCCCAUCAAUUUGUACAGUGAAACGGUAUUUUUCACAGAAAUAGUCAUUGUUGUCUUUCAGCCUAUACAUACACUGUGCCUCCUUCAAAAGUUGCGCUUUUAGAUGCCAGUCCUGACGUACCGGAUACGCCUGAACGUGAUCAUCAGUCUGUGCCUGCAAGUUCGGUUCGCUCCUCGAUUGUCCAGGUUGGUAGUGAAUAAAAAGACAGAAUUGAUUCGAGAAAUGUUUCAGAAAAGAAGAAAAAAAACUGUGCCGGAGAGCAGUUAGAAUUCGCCAUUUUCUGGAAUAAACGUGAGACGAAGGCAAUAUCGAAAGCUCAAAGACCACACCGAUUUCAGCUGUCAGCCUGCACGGCUUCUGGCAUGGAAUCACCUGUUCGCACACGCUUUUCCUACUCCUUAUCCAGUGA